This is a messenger RNA of Funneliformis mosseae, 238 nucleotides long. The record is from the annotation of a GenBank genome assembly. NCBI's taxonomy places the organism in Eukaryota, Fungi, Glomeromycota, Glomeromycetes, Glomerales, Glomeraceae.
AGAUUUAUUGCUUAGCUAUGGUGUUAGAAUUCAGUAUGCUAACUCUAAACGUGGUGUAGCUAUUGCUGAACGUGACCAUCAAGAAUUUGAAAAAUAUGCUUAUUUUCGGCAAGAUGCUGAAGAUUUUCAUUUACCUUUAAGUGAUAGAUCCAGAGCGUGGGUUAAGGGACUUCGUAUAAAUGAUGAUAUUUACAAUAACACUCCUACUCAGUUAAUAGGAAUGUCUCCCCAUGAAGCU